Populus trichocarpa (black cottonwood) is the source of this 4944-nucleotide messenger RNA. RefSeq lists its product as uncharacterized. The transcript is spliced from 4 exons. The record is from RefSeq and is a predicted model, not a curated record. Lineage: Eukaryota; Viridiplantae; Streptophyta; Magnoliopsida; Malpighiales; Salicaceae. The coding region runs from base 1 to 4944 and encodes 1647 amino acids.
AUGGCAACUCCAAAACAACACAUAGAGCACAUAAGAAAAACCACAUUCUCAAUAGGAGGAGAAAAGAACCCUUUGGCUCCUAUGCUUGAUCAGGCUGUCAAGUAUCUUUCUGCUGAACUCUACGCUAAAGAUGUCCACUUUCUUAUGGAACUCAUUCAGAAUGCUGAAGAUAAUGAAUACUUGGAACGGGUGGAUCCUUCACUUGAGUUUGUCAUAACAUCUCGAGAUAUUACAAACACUGGCGCACCUGCUACUUUGCUCAUCUUCAAUAAUGAGAAGGGUUUUUCUGCAAAAAAUAUCGAGUCCAUUUGCAAUGUUGGAAAUUCCACUAAGAAAGGGAACCGGAAGCGUGGCUAUAUUGGGGAGAAAGGAAUUGGAUUCAAGAGUGUGUUUCUUAUUGCUGCUCAGCCUUACAUAUUCAGCAAUGGCUAUCAGAUACGAUUCAAUGAAAAGCCCUGUCCACACUGCAAUCUUGGAUACAUAGUUCCUGAAUGGGUUGAUGAUAGCCCAUCUCUUUCUGACAUAAAGCAGAUUUAUGGUUCCGCUUCUACCCUCCCAACUACUACACUGAUUUUGCCCCUGAAGCCUGACAAGGUGAACCCCGUGAAGCAGCAGCUGUCGAGUAUUCAUCCUGAAAUCCUUCUGUUCCUUUCAAAGAUAAAACGCCUUUCUGUCAGGGAAGAAAAUGAGGAUCCCAGGCUCAACACUGUUAGUGCAGUAGCUAUUACCAAAGAGACAAAUUUCGUGCAAAGGAAAAACAUGGAUGCCGAGUCCUACACACUCCAUCUGUCUGCAGAGGAAAACAGUGAUGAAUUUGAAAAAGAAUGCAGCUACUACUUGUGGAAGCAGAAAUUUCCUGUCAGGGAGGAAAACAAAGUCGACAUGAGAAUGGAAGUGGAGGAUUGGGUGAUCACUUUGGCUUUUCCUAAUGGAGAGCGCCUCCAUAGGGGAAUGAAGUACUCCCCUGGAAUAUAUGCAUUUCUUCCAACCGAGAUGGUGACCGGCUUUCCCUUCAUAAUUCAAGCAGAUUUUAUUCUAGCAUCAUCAAGGGAAACAAUACGAUGGGACAACAUAUGGAACCAGGGAAUUCUUGAUUGUGUUCCCUUUGCUUUUAUCGAAGCAUUAGUCUCAUUAGUCAAAACAGUGGAUGGUGCACCAGUAUCUAGUCUGCCUCGAAUGUUCAAGUUCUUGCCGGUCCAUAGGUCCCCCAUUGAAAAGUUGAAUUCAGUGAGGGAAUCAAUUAAAGCGAAGCUGGCUGAAAAGGAUAUAAUUCCAAGUGAGUCAUACACAGCACAACAGUUCUUUCAUAAACCACGUGAAGUUGGCCGAUUAAUGCCUGCUUUCUGGAAUAUACUGAAGAAGACAAGGGAGCGAGGAGUGAGCUUGCACAAACUUUCAUCCCAUGGUUGCUAUGUUCUGAAUUCUUCAUUUGAUAAGCCAGAGUAUGAUCACAUACUGGAGUUCUUGGGGGUGAGACCGGCAAGUAGUGGGUGGUAUGUAAAGUGCAUUCAAGGCUCUAAUAUUGUAAUGGGAGUCUCAGAGGAAACAUACCUGGAGCUUCUUCAUUUCCUUGCUGUUAAUUGGCAGUCCGAGUUUCACUGCUCAGGCAUGGGGAACAUUCCACUAAUUAAAUAUGUGGGUGCCGAUGGGAGCGUUUCUUUGUGCUCUGUUAAUGAAUCUGCUCACCGGAAUAUUCUCUACGGAGAUCAAGUCAGUUGCGACCAGAAACUUGUGAUUGCCUAUGCUCACUUCUUAUAUCACUCAUUCCAAAAUGAAUAUCUAUCGGAGAGGGAAGUUGUUUCUUUGUGUGGUAAAAUGCCACUUGUUGAUAGCUAUGGCCAUGUGAUCAAAGCAAGGAAUGCGGUUUUAGUCCCAGCUACUGAAAGCAAAUGGGUGCAAUUGAUUGGUUCUAAUCCUUGGAGGGAAGAAAGCUAUGUUGAGUUAGGAGAAGACUACUUGCAUCCUGCAUGUUUUGCUGGCACAAGCACGGUGGGAAACCAGCUCAUGAAUUUCCUUAAAGUUUAUGUUAAGGCUUCUGAUAUUCCUCACAUAUCCCCCCCCAAUGCUGGAAUACCUACUGCGUCAACAGGACUUACCAAACAAAAUGCAUUUCUGCUGUUGGAUUGGAUUCAGGAGCUGAAACGGAGUGGAAUUUGCAUUCCAGAAAGGUUCAUGGCUUGCAUACAGGAGGGUAGGUGGCUUAAAACUACUAUGAAUGGCUCUCCUGGUUACAAACCACCAUCACAGUCGUUCCUACUUGCUUCAAGCAACAGAAGCUCAAACUGGGGAAACAUUUUGCAGAGUGCAUAUGUGCUUGCCGAUAUUCCUUUGAUAGAUCAGGAUUUUUAUGGUCCUAAAAUUACGGAGUAUAGAGAGGAGCUACGGACAGUUGGGGUCAUGUUUGAGUAUGGAGAGGCAUGCAAAUUUAUCGGGAACCAUCUCAUGUCUUUGGCAGCUUCAUCCGCUUUAACUAAAAGCAAUGUUAUCUCCAUACUGAAUUUCAUCAGAUUUUUAAGGCAGAAAUUUCUUUCUCUAGAUGAAUUCAUUGGCAGAAUUAAAGAAGAAAGGUGGCUAAGGACUUGUUGGGGUGAUAGGUCUCCGGUUGGAUCUGUUCUAUAUGAUCAGGAGUGGACAACUGCGAGGCAAAUUAGUGACAUCCCUUUCAUUGAUGAAGAUUACUAUGGCGAGGACAUCCUUCUUUUCAAACCAGAACUCCAGUUGCUUGGCGUUGUAGUUGGCUUCAAUAAAAGUUAUCAAUUGGUUGUUGAUUGCUUUAAAUCGCCUUCAUGCUUAUCUACUCUGACAAAGGAGGCCUUUCUUCUGGUUUUGGAUUGCAUGCAUCAUUCUAGUUCUGAUCACAAACUAGUUAAUGCAGUGAAAAGUACAAAAUGCUUAAAGACAAACUUAGGUUACAAAUGUCCUGGCGACUGUUUCUUGUUUCAUCCUGAAUGGGGUUGUCUUCUAAAGGUUUUUGGUGGUUUCCCGUUGGUUGAUAGUAAUUUCUAUGGAAGCAGCAUCAUCUCUUACAAUACGGAGUUGAAGGAGCUGGGAGUAAAGGUAGACUUUGAGGAUGCUGUCAGAGUGUUUGUUCAAACUUUUAUGAAGCAGGCAUCUUUGUCUUCCAUUACAGAGGAAAAUGUGUUUUCAUUCAUAUCAUGCUACAGAAAACUGAAGGGAACUCCAAACAAAUUUCCUUCGGAUCUUAAGAAGUGCAUCCGUGAGGUGAAAUGGCUGCGGACUCGGCUUGGUGAUUAUAGAUCUCCAAGAGACUGCAUCCUGUAUGGUCCUGAAUGGGAGUCAAUCCUUGCAAUUACUCUCCUUCCGUUCAUUGAUGACAGUGACAAGUUCUACGGGAAGGGUAUUCGUGAAUAUGAAAAGGAGCUGAAGAAGAUGGGAGUUGUUGUUGAAUUUAAAGCUGGUGUGAAAUUUGUGGCUGCGGGUCUUUAUUUUCCUCUGAAUCCUUGUCACAUAACUUCUGAGAAUGUGCUCUCUUUGCUGGAGUGCAUCCGAAUCUUAUUGCAAGAGAAGGAUUACUCCUUUCCUGACACUUUUCUAAAAAAUGUUCGUCGAGAGUGGUUAAAAACCCAUGUUGGCUACAGAACUCCAGACAACUGUUGCUUGUUUGAUUCCAAAUGGGGUUUGGAUUUGAAGAGCACUGACGGACCUUUCAUUGAUGAAGUGUUUUAUGGAUCUAACAUCACAUCAUAUAGGGAAGAGCUGAGCUCUAUAGGAGUUACUGUUAAAGUGGAAAAGGCAUGUCCAUUGCUAGCUAGUAACUUAUAUCACCAUUCUGAUUUUUCCACUAUUGUUCGAAUAUUCAAAUUUUUGAGCAGAAAUGAGUGGAUGCCAGAAAGUGAUGCAACCAGAAAGAUUUGGAUUCCUAAUGGACAUGAGAACGGUAAGUGGGUUAAUCCAGAAGAAUGUGUCCUGCACAACAGAGAUGGUCUUUUUGGCCAGCAGUUUAAUUUUUUGGAGGAAUACUAUGAGCCGGACUUGCUUUGUUUCUUCUCCAUUGCAUUUAAUGUUAAAUCCAAUCCUUCAUUUGAUGAUUACUGUAAGCUUUGGAAGGUUUGGGAAAGUUUAGGAAGACCAUUGACACAUGCUGAGUGCUGUGCUUUUUGGGAGUGUGUUAUGAUGCAAAGGAGCUCAAGGACAGAGAGAACCCUUGCUGAUGAUUUGGUUAAGCUACCUGCUGUUUUGGGCUCUGGUGAAAUCUUGUUGUCCAGCAAGAGUGAUGUUUUUAUUGCUGAUGACCUUCUACUAAAGGACCUAUUUGAGAAGUUCUCAUGGCUCCACCCGAUAUUUGUCUGGUGUCCUCAGCCAAACCUGCCUUCUUUGCCUCGAACUAGGUUGCUUGAAGUCUACAGGAAAAUUGGGGUUCGCACUAUAUCUGAAUCAGUGCUGAAGGAAGAAUUGUCAUUGGCAGAUGGUGUAGAACUUAGUCAGAUGGAUUCGAGGGAUGCUGGGAUUGGAAAGGAGCUGAUUAGACUGAUUCUUGGCUUUCUAGCAGAUCCUUCUCUUGAUAUGGAAGCAACAAAGAGGCAUGGAGCUGUCCAGUGCCUCCUGAAUCUUAAGGUGCUGGAGACUAUGGAGCCAAUUACUGUAAGCUAUAGUUUAUUGCUUUCUGAUGGGGAACCUCUGAAGGUGAAAGCAGACCGUAUGAUUCGCUGGGAUAAAGAGUGUUCAAAGUUUUUCACACAGAAGAUGGAUAAAGCUGGCGGCCAGAAAAAUCUUAUUGAAUAUGCAACCUCUUUUUCUGAAGUACUUGCUCGGGGGGUGUUAUGGGAUAAAGAAGAUAAAAUAAAAGCACUUUCUGAACUGACCAAGUUGGCUUUCCUCCUGAAUUUUGAUGAACAAGCUGUUCAAUUCUUGAUGAAAUCUAAUAAUCUUCAAACUUUUCUGGAGGACGAGGAGUUCCUUAAUGCUGCCUUCCCUUCUGUUUAG